Diversispora eburnea is the source of this 1926-nucleotide messenger RNA. The record is from the annotation of a GenBank genome assembly. Lineage: Eukaryota; Fungi; Glomeromycota; Glomeromycetes; Diversisporales; Diversisporaceae.
AUGAACAACGGAAUAAGAGGUGCUUCGAGCGUCUUAAAUAGAGGAGGUAGAGGUGGAUUAUCAAAUAGAGUUGGUCGAGGGAGAAAUGGACGAGGUGGAACUCCAAAUAGAGGUGGGAAAUCUAGUUCAACUUUAGCUUCAGAGCAACAACUUCAUACAACGAGGGAAGGUGGUAUACAUAAAAAUACAGUAUCAUCAACUAGUGCAAGAGGGCGAGGGAAGUUGAGAUCCACAAGAGGAGGAAAAGUAUAUAUAUCUGACACAACGGAUACAAUAUCUUUGCAACAGAAUGAAAUUUUCCUUCCUGAAACUUCUGAAGCUCCUGAAGUGGAUGAAAUGGAAAUAGACUUAUCAAAGGAAUUAGAAAGGGAACUUGGUGAGAAUUCUGUGUCAUCUGUUCCUGAAGUAGAUGAACUAUCAAAAGAAUCUGAGGAUGAAUUUGAAAAGGAACUAGAAGAGAAAUUAGUAAAGGAAUUAGAAUGUGUACCAGGAAAAGAAUUAGAAAAGGGACCUGUGAAGAAAAACAAUCUUACUCUUACUAGAUAUAUUUUAGGUGGAAGUCCAAUAAAAAAAUAUAUUACAGAAAAAAAUUCAAUUCUUGUUGAAAAGAAUGGUUAUCAGAUGGGUAUAGUUGGAAAAAUACUUUUUCAAACAAGAAGUACUGAUCAGACUAAUCAUGAAGCAAAACUUGAACUUGUAAUGCUUACAGAACUCCGUCCAGAUCCUGAAUUUGUAAAGUCAAAAGGAAAGAAUAUUGUUAAAAAACAAGUGAAGAGAAAUGAUGCAACUGCUAGUACAUCAAAAGUUGUGACAUAUAUAGGACCUGGUCUUCCACCUCCAGCAUUUAUGAGAAAUGAUAAUAAUAAUGAACCAGGAAUUCCUCUUAUAAAAAGAGUUACUCAUCUUAUUGCAGUUGAGGAUCUUAAUACUGACCAAAUUGCAACUAGGGUUAAGGAUUCAAUAUUAAAUGUUGAACAUGUAUUAAAUGGGUAUGCAAUAAAAAAAAAUGGAAUUUGGAAACUUAAAAGAGAAGCGUGGUUAAAAUUAGAUCCCUAUAAUUUUAAACCAUAUAAUUCAUCACAAAUAAACAAUGUUGUUCAAAAAAUGAAUAAUAUAGCUAAUCAAUUAGGUUUACCUGAAGAUGCACCUGAAAGACCACAUCCACCGGAACAAAAAGUGCCUGUUAACUAUCCAGCAGUUAAUUUUGAACCUUCAGUUAUUACUGAGAGUUCCAAUGGUGUGCAAUUAUCUGAAGGAAAAACAACCCGAGGUGGAAAAACGACUCGUGGUGGAAAAACAACGCGCGGUGGUCGAGACAACAGAGGUGGCGGAGGUGGUAGAGGUCGUGGAGCAAAAACAAUAACAACUAAUGUCACAGCCACUUCAGGAGAUCAAUCAAUAAAUGCUACACGAGGUCGGAGAGGAAGACCUAUUGGUUCUAAAAAUUCCACUCGUGGUGUCAAAACUGUAAAUCAAAAAGGUACAUCUUUAUCUACUACGGAAAUGGAAACCACCACACCUGUCGUUACACCUGCUGGGACAACUAUAUCUGCCAGUGCACCCAAAUCUACAGCAGUCACGUCUGCAAAUGCAACCAAAUCUACAGUAGUUACACCUGCAAAUGCAACCAAACCUUCAGCGGCCACACCCAAAUCUUCAGCAUCCACAUCUACAAAUUCAACCAAAUAUUUAACAGCCACGUCUACAAAUUCAACCAAAUCUUCAUUAGCUACACCCAAAUCUUCAGCAGUUACGUCUACAAAUGCAGCCAAAUCUUCAGCAGUCAUAUCUGUCAAUGCAACCAAAUCUACAGCAGUCACGUCUGUCAGUAAAACCAAAUCUGUGAUAGCCACGCCUGCUGUAAAUACUGUAGUAAAUACAGCUAAAGAGGACAUUUUUCCUGCAAAUAAUGCAAAUCAAAAGUAA